Molecule: messenger RNA, 1717 nt
Organism: Punctularia strigosozonata HHB-11173 SS5
Lineage: Eukaryota; Fungi; Basidiomycota; Agaricomycetes; Corticiales; Punctulariaceae
Exons: 3
Coding region: 22-1683 (553 amino acids)
Source: RefSeq, a predicted model, not a curated record
CGAUACUCUGCGGCCAGCACCAUGUCCCGCCAGCUCUCCCCCGGGUCCGCCAACGCUCACCCCCACUUCCAACAACCGGCUACCCCGCAGUCCGUCCGACAAAAGGCCAAAGUGUACGCUCCCGGCAUCGUCGCCGGUGUUGAAGAUGUAAAAUAUCAGGCGAAAUACAAGGACCUCAAGCGGAAGGUCAAAGAAAUUGAAGCGGAUAACGACAAGCUGCAAUACAAGGUCUUGCAGGCCAAGCGUAACAUUCAGCGCAUGAAACUCGAGAGGGCAAUUCUGUACGAACGACUAUCUAUGAUACCGCCCUCACCCGAGCACCAUGGCCGACCCUUGCCCCCCGUUGGCAUACAGCAAGCACCGCUUCAGUAUCCAUCCCCUCACCCGCAAGCUGUAGAACAAGCCGCACUCGAGGCCUCCGAGCACGCGCGACGCCACUCACAAGGCCCACGCCUCGCGCCUAUCGCCCUCCAGCAUGACCGUUCCCGGCCGCCUGUCGAGGAAAUCACCAUUGGGCCCGGCAUGAUCCCUCCCCCUCCACACGGCCUUCCCGGCCUCCACGCACCGAACAACGGACGCAUGCUCCCUGAAGGCGAAGCAUACCGCCAGCUGCCGCCGCUGCCCGCAAUGCAAGGACCGGGAGGACUGCCCCCGCCACGAGGACACCCUCAUCACCUCCCACCGCCUCCCUCCAUUCCGCACUCGCAUUCUUCAUCGCCUUCGGAUGUCGGUGGACGCACGCCGCGUGGUGUACCAGCAUCUGCGCACUCGCUCAGUCCGCCAAUGGGGCCUGCCCCGCCGCACGUUGUGAUGCCCGGUCCCGGGCAUGCUCCUCCUCCCUCUGCGACGCUUUCGCCCUCCACAAGCAGUCGGUCGAGCAGCCACCACCACCAUCACCACCACCACCAUCGCACCAACUCUGGCCGCAUCCACAACCACCAGCGCAUCGGACCUGGUGUCAAUAUCAACCAAGCCGAAUGGGAGCGUCAGCGCGAAGAACGCGAUCGACACCGCGAGCAGAUCGAACGUGAACGCGAAUGGGAACGCGAGCGGGACCGCAACAUGGAGAGGGAGUACGAGCGCGAACGCGAGAUUCGCAUGAUGCGCGAGUACGAGCUCGGUCGGCAACGCGACAUGGAGGUGCAAGCUAUGCAAGAGCGCCAGCAGCACCGUGAGCGCGACGCUCUGCGCCGCGGCCAGACUCCACCACCCUACGCACCCUCGCUGCGAGGCGGCGCGCGCGACACCCCCCCGCGCGACGUGCCACGUCUCGAGCGUCGCGAGAGCGGGCACUCCUCCCGCCCCUCGCGUUCCGAUUCACCAUCCUCUUCGGGCGGGCACCCACGCGAUCGUGAGCUUAUCUCCGAAGGCCUCUCCCGGCCGAGCUCCCGCACCCAGCAUCCCGAGAUGCCAGUGGGUCAUACGGCGGGCUCGCGCUUGCCUUAUCCGGACUCCUCUCGCUCCCUGCUGUCUGGUCCUGGGGUUGAUUCCCGCAAACGCUCGCGAGGUGACAUGGAGGUUGAUGACGAGGGCCCAAUGCCUCCGCGAGGCGAGGCGGAUCACUACAGAUCUUACUCAGACGACCGCGACCGGGGCUACAAGCGCCACCACCUCCAGGACGAGCCGAUGGACAUCGCCCCGACGCGCGAUCUGGACGAGGGUCCUGGUCAGGGUGACGAGUGACGAGGUCUUUCAAAGAAGCAAAGUUUGUAUCCCG